Molecule: messenger RNA, 1005 nt
Organism: Melampsora larici-populina 98AG31
Lineage: Eukaryota; Fungi; Basidiomycota; Pucciniomycetes; Pucciniales; Melampsoraceae
Exons: 2
Coding region: 1-1005 (334 amino acids)
Source: RefSeq, a predicted model, not a curated record
AUGGAAUGGGGAGCGCAAGUAGACGAUCAAUUCAAUCAGAAUAUGAUCAUGUUAUUUGUUAAGGUGUGGAAGUGGGGCUUGAACGGUUUCAGAAUCACGGUUGCACAAAAGCAAGAAGCCGACCGUCUCAAGAUGGAUGAUAUGAUCUUAUCUGCGAUCUUUGUAAAGCAUAUCAAGUACCUUCGCAAUCAAUACAAGAAGCUCCUCAAAGACCCAAACGCUCUAGUUAAUGAACAAGAGAAAAACACCAGAAGUGUGUCACUUCAGCGAAAGACUGAAAAGCGCCAGAAGCACCUAAUGGCUAUGGGUGUUGUACCUUGCUAUGUUGAUGCGUUUGAGAAUAGAUACGCAAACUCGGAUGAUGAAGUUGACGUCAAUCCCACCUUCCCUGAAAUUUCCAUCAACUUCAGCAAAUAUCCGUUCUGGCGUUCCCCAAUCGCAAACAACUUUAUCGACUUUAUAGAAGGCCACAAAGUACACUCAACUGUCCGAAUCACUGGUGCUAAAGGACGUGCACCAAGAGGCAACAAAGCUCGUCCACGCCAACGCCGCGACCCACCAGUCAUAGAUUACGAUGCAGUUGCACCUUCUGGCCUUCCUGAGGAUUGGUAUAAUCCUGUGUUUCUUGCAAAGUGUACCUUCACCGAUCUUUUGGCUCUUAAAAUGGCACCACGAAUGUUUCCACAACAUGGUAAUUUCCUCAGCAUCUUGCCCGCUACAAACGAUGUUACCUUAUACGAUGAUGAAGGAGUAGCAUCUAUCCCCCCCCAUGUGUCCAAUGUACCUCUAGCCGAAUCUCAGGGUAGCAAACAACCUCCUGAAUUUCCACAGGCCCGUCACCUCAACUUUGAAAACCACACUGUGUUUGUUUGGCCCAAGGACAACGAGCAUCCUGUAGCUGGACCCUCUACUUCCCGCAGUCAUCAAACUACAGAUGAUGAUCCAGAGACGGAUCUAGAGAUGGAGCACGACUCGCUGUUCGAUGGUUCUGACGAUGAACUCUAA